Molecule: messenger RNA, 1053 nt
Organism: Ylistrum balloti
Lineage: Eukaryota; Metazoa; Mollusca; Bivalvia; Pectinida; Pectinidae
Exons: 1
Coding region: 1-1053 (350 amino acids)
Source: RefSeq, a predicted model, not a curated record
AUGAAUCACUGGUCACCCGAACACAAACAGCCUCUCUCUGCCCAGAGACACUGGUCAACCGAACACAAACAGCCUCUCUCUGCCAUGAAUCACUGGUCACCCGAACACAAACAGCCUCUCUCUGCCCAGAGACACUGGUCAACUGAACACAAACAACCUCUCUCUGCCCAGAAACACUGGUCACCCGAACAUAAACAACCUCUCUCUGCCAUGAAUCACUGGUCACCCGAACACAAACAGCUUCUCUCUGCCCAGAAACACUCGUCACCCGAACAUAAACAACCUCUCUCUGCCCAGAAACACUGGUCAACCGAACACAAACAGCUUCUCUCUGCCCAGAGACACUGGUCACCCGAACACAAACAGCCUCUCUCUGCCCCGAAACACUGGUCACCCGAACACAAACAGCUUCUCUCUGCCCAGAAACACUCGUCACCCGAACAUAAACAACCUCUCUCUGCCCAGAAACACUGGUCAACUGAACACAAACAACCGCUCUCUGCCCAGAAACACUGGUCAACCGAACACAAACAGCUUCUCUCUGCCCAGAAACACUGGUCAACCGAACACAAACAGCUUCUCUCUGCCCAGAGACACUGGUCACCCGAACAUAAACAACCUCUCUCUGCCCAGAAACACUGGUCAACUGAACACAAACAACCUCUCUCUGCCCAGAAACACUGGUCAACCGAACACAAACAGCUUCUCUCUGCCCAGAAACACUGGUCACCCGAACACAAACAGCCUCUCUCUGCCCAGAAACACUGGUCAACUGAACACAAACAACCGCUCUCUGCCCAGAAACACUGGUCAACUGAACACAAACAGCCUCUGUAUGCCCAGAAACACUGGUCACCCGAACACAAACAGCCUCUCUCUGCCCCGAAACACUGGUCAACCGAACACAAGCAGCCUCUCUCUGCCCCGAAACACUGGUCACCCGAACACAAACAGCCUCUCUCUGCCUAUAAACUCUGGUCAACUGAACACAAGCAGCCUCUCUCUGCCCCGAAACACUGGUCACCCGAACACAAACGGACUUUCUCUGCCUAG